AUGCCAAAGGGACAACACAGGGCCGUGCGAAGUCAAGGAUACUACCGCCUGACCCCAGUCACUACCCCAACGACCGCAUACGCUCCCGUCUCGUCCCGGCCCGACAUUCAGAACGGCUACUAUAAUUCCUCGGUUCCCCUCACGCCCAGUAUGUCUCAACAGUCGUACACCCAGCAGCCCUCUGGUUACCCCAAUGGUGGACCGGUACAACUUCCCUUGAGUACUCCACAAUACACUCAGAUGGCUCAAGCACCACCGCUAGCCUCGAUACGCCCUUCGAGCGGAGCAUGGAACCCCCAAGAUGAUCAGACUCUCAUGGCAGCUCGAGCACAAGGGAUGAACUGGGCUCCCAUCCAGCAAGCCUACUUCCCCUCCAAAACACCCAACGCUUGUCGGAAACGGCACGAACGGUUGAUGGAGAGACGAAGUGCAGACGAUUGGGAUGGGCUAAAGCUAGAGUCUCUAGCGAAGAAUUAUAUGGGCAUGAGGAGAGAGAUCUGGUCAGGGCUGGCUGCAGAAACUGGCGAGAAAUGGAAUGUUGUUGAGCAAAAGUGCAUGUCACAAGGCCUCAAGAACCUCCAAACAGCAGCCCGCUCCUGCGCCCGCCGCGAACGCAUGCUCGACACCUCUCAAAGCGGGCCUUACCAAGGUGCGUACGAUCGAGACGAUAGCGGACUCGGUCUCGGCGAUGACAUAGGAGCUGAUUAUGACGGAGAUGGAGCUAGUGAUCGUUCCGGCAGUGCGAGCGCAUAUCAGGGACACCACUACAGCUCCAGCGCCGGCAGUGGUGGGAGCGGAGGCUACCACCCGCACGGGCAGAGACUGCCUAGCAUGGACAUGGGGAUCGAUGCGAUAAUCAAUCGGCCUGGAAAUGGACGUUGA
This is a messenger RNA of Hyaloscypha bicolor E, 882 nucleotides long. RefSeq lists its product as uncharacterized. Bases 1 to 882 code for a protein of 293 amino acids. The transcript is spliced from 2 exons. The record is from RefSeq and is a predicted model, not a curated record. NCBI's taxonomy places the organism in Eukaryota, Fungi, Ascomycota, Leotiomycetes, Helotiales, Hyaloscyphaceae.